This is a messenger RNA of Prunus armeniaca (apricot), 411 nucleotides long. The record is from the annotation of a GenBank genome assembly. NCBI's taxonomy places the organism in Eukaryota, Viridiplantae, Streptophyta, Magnoliopsida, Rosales, Rosaceae.
AUGUCGCAAGGAAAUGGGCCUAGGCAUGAGGGUGCCGAAGGCAUAAGAAUUGCAUGUCGCAAGGCAAUGGGCCUAGGCACGAGGGUGCCGAAGAGCGAUGUAGCUAGGCACGAUGGUGCCGAAGGCUACACAAAGCUUGAGUGUCGCAGAGCAAUGUGGCUAGGCAUGAUGACGCCGAAGGCGACACAAGAUAGCGAUGUAGCUAGGCACGAUGGUGCCGAAGGCUACACAAAGCUUGUGUGUCGCAAAGCGAUAUGGCUAGGCAUGAUGACGCCGAAGGCGACACAAGAUGUGGCUAGGCACGAGGGCGUUGAAGGCAACACAAAGCUUGCGUGUCGCAAUGCGAUGUGGCUAAGCACGGGGGCGCCGAAGGCAACACAAAGCUUGCGUGUCGCAAGGCGAUGUGGCUAG